Messenger RNA from Porites lobata, 861 nucleotides. Lineage: Eukaryota; Metazoa; Cnidaria; Anthozoa; Scleractinia; Poritidae. The record is from the annotation of a GenBank genome assembly.
GAAGUUCAGUACUAUCGUUCCCAGCUUUUCGCUACGUCUACCAAAGCGACCUACAAAACCCACCGCAACACCUACUUUCGCUUCUCCAAUCACAUGGGCUACACACCUGUUCCUGUGCAAACACCACAUCUUCUUCAAUAUGCCGCCUUUUUGGCUCGUUCGCUAAAACCACAAUCUCUUCGUGGCUACCUAAACAUUAUUGGUAUUUUACAUAAGGAGUUUGGCUUCCCCAACCCUUUGAUCGACAACUAGCCUCUAAAAUCUUUGCUCACUGGAAUUAAGCGCGCCGUAGGUGCCCCGCCUAAUCAGAAACUACCUAUUACUGAGGCUAUACUUUUGCGUCUCCAUUCUACGUUAAAUUUUACCCUCAGCUUCGAUGCUUCAUUUUGGGCGAUCUGUUUAGUCGCAUUUUUUGGCAUGUUUCGUAAGGCGCACUUGUUACCUGUUUCCUCGGGCAAGUUUGAUUCUAGCAAGCAGCUUACCAAAGCCGACUUUCGGGUUUUUCCCUGGGGUACAGUCAUCACUAUUCGCUGGAGCAAAACUAUUCAAUUUCGGGAACGGGUGGUAGAAAUACCCUUACCAUGUAUUCCCCGCAGCAGGUUAUGCCCGACCACCGCCAUUAUUCAUGCCUUUAGCUUCACCCCUUCUACCCCAGACAGCCAAGCCUUCAACUGGGUCCCAACCCCAUCAUCCGACCCACAGAUUUUUACCUAUGCAUUAUUUCUACGUAAGCUAAGGGACCACCUUUCCCUUAUUGGUGUCGAUCCUAAGUUAUAUGCGGGUCACUCUUUUCGUCGCGGGGGGGCGUCUUUUGCUUAUCAGUCUGGCGUUCCGAUAGAACUUAUUAAAGCUUUAGGCGAC